Suillus fuscotomentosus is the source of this 294-nucleotide messenger RNA. RefSeq lists its product as uncharacterized. The annotation marks the transcript as partial. The transcript has a single exon. Lineage: Eukaryota; Fungi; Basidiomycota; Agaricomycetes; Boletales; Suillaceae. Gene Ontology annotation, molecular function: protein binding. The record is from RefSeq and is a predicted model, not a curated record.
AUGCAUCUACUUCACAGGGAAGCACUGGCCUUGCGCCCGGUCGGUCACACAGAUCAGUCCAUGUCAUUAAAUAACCUCGCAAAUCAACUCUCCUCUCGCUUUGACCACCGAGGCAACGACAAAGACUUGGAUCAGGCUAUUGCACUUCAGAGGGAAGCAUUUGCCUUGUGCCCAGUCGGUCAUGUGAAUUGGUCCAUGUCAUUAAACAACCUCGCGACUCAACUCUCCUCCCACUUUGACCAUCGAGGCAACGAUGAAGACUUAGAUCAGACUAUCACACUUUACAGGGAUGCG